Messenger RNA from Eucalyptus grandis, 2408 nucleotides. RefSeq names its product protein FAR1-RELATED SEQUENCE 9. The record is from RefSeq and is a predicted model, not a curated record. Gene Ontology annotation, molecular function: zinc ion binding. Bases 537 to 2186 code for a protein of 549 amino acids. Gene Ontology annotation, biological process: regulation of DNA-templated transcription. The transcript has 2 exons. Lineage: Eukaryota; Viridiplantae; Streptophyta; Magnoliopsida; Myrtales; Myrtaceae.
CGAGCCGGAGCGAGUCAAUCAAGUCGCAAAUCCGAAAACCAAAGAACUCGCUCCGCCGAUACGAUCAGUCCGUCCGCCAUUCGAGCUUCCGGCUUGAAGAUUCCUGUUCUCUGGCAUUUCGGGGACGAAUCCGGGGCGCGUCCGCGAAACCCUAGAAGAAGCGGAAGCACGAUUGCAGAGGUCAGUUUGCAAUUCAAGCUAGCGUCGCUCGAUCGCGUUGCCGGUCUCGUCCGCGUUCGGUUCGAUUAGGCUCGCGGCUCAGUGGAAACGCCGCUCGUGUCGGCCCAGCUGCUCCUGCUUGCUGCUACCUGUAAAAAGCUUUGCACUUUUUGCUGAAUUUACUGCGGCUGCGAUGCGGAAGUAGAUUUUUCUGCUGUUUUGUUAGUGAUGCUCUCGUAUUCAGGCUAGGAGGUUGGCUGAAGGUUGGAGUUUCUCUUGAUUUUUCGUUGUUUUGGUUGCUGUAGUUACCAGAAGAUGUUAUCGUUUUGGGGGUGUCUCGACUUGGCAGAUUGAUCGACCGAUAAUUGUGGAGUUCAAUGAGUAGUGGCAGGGAGAGGGCCCUUGGAGUUGGGGUUCAGCAUGUCUUGGAUUAUCUUAAACGGAUGCAAGCGGAGAACCCGGCAUUCUUUUAUGCAGUCGAGGGCGAUAAUGACCAGUCCGGCGGAAGCAUAUUCUGGGCCGAUGUGACGGCCAGGACGAACUAUACAUACUUUGGUGACACUGUGACGUUCGACACUACGUACCGGACGAACAGGUACAGGGUGCCUUUUGCAUCGUUUACUGGGUUGAAUCAUCACGGGCAACCGGUUUUGUUUGGCUGUGCGUUGAUUCUGAAUGACUCGGAGUCCUCAUUCAUUUGGGUGCUCCAAACUUGGCUUCAUUUGAUGGCCGGACGGUAUCCUAUCUCUAUCACGACCGAUCCCGACGGAAUUAUCCAGGUAGCUGUUUCACAAGUUCUUCCUGGUAGUCGCCACCGUUUUUGUAAGUGGGGCAUAUUUAGAGAAACUCAAGAAAAGCUGGCAGACCGUUACCAAUCUCAUCCCACUUUUGAAUUUGAAUUUAAAAGAUGUAUAAAUGAGGCUGAGACAAUUCAGGAGUUUGAAGCAUCCUGGGAGUCACUGCUGCAAAGAUAUAACAUCACAGAUAAAGAAUGGCUUCAGUCAAUCUAUAGUGCUCGGGAGCAAUGGGUGCCACUUUACAUGAGAGACGCCUUUUUUGGAGAUUUAGGCUUGGCAGAUAGAAGUGAAGGUUUGAACACUUUUUUUGGUGGUCAUGUCAAUGCAUCGACGACCAUACAGAUGCUAAUUAAGCAGUAUGAAAAAGCUGUAGCAAAUUGGCAUGAAAAGGAACUAAAAGCUGAUUAUGACACUACCAAUACUUCACCUGUUCUGAAGACACCAUCUCCUAUGGAGAAACAAGCUGCCGGGUUAUUUACAAGAAGAAUCUUUAUGAAAUUUCAGGAGGAGUUAGUCGAGACCCUUGCUAAUUCUGCAACCAAAAUUGAGGAUUCAGGAGGCGUCAGCACUUAUCGGGUGGCAAAAUAUGGGGAAGAGCACAAAGCACACACUGUUAGUUUCAAUUCUUUCGAAAUGAAAGCCACUUGCAGUUGCCGAAUGUUUGAAUAUAGUGGAAUCAUUUGUAGACAUAUCCUGGCAGUUUUUAGAGCAAAAAAUGUUUUGACACUGCCCUCUCAAUAUAUAUUGAAAAGAUGGACUAGAAAUGCCAAGAGCAGUUCCAUGACCGAUGAGAAUGCUCCUGAAGUACCUGUUGGUCCUCAAGAAUCUCUAACUGUGCGGUAUAAUAAUUUACGCCAGGAAGCAAUUAAAUACGUAGAGGAAGGAGCAAAGUCCAUCUACAUUUAUAAUGUGGCGAUGGAUGGUUUACAAGAGGCUGCUAAGAAGGUGGCUGCUGUGAAAAAUAAAGGUCCUGGAGCUGCACUGGAUGGAAAUCUGGCAAAUGGUAGUAGUAAAGAGUUUCAUACCUCUGGAGAAAAUCACAUGUUGACAUUUCAAUCUGUGGAUGAGAAGAAAAAGAAAAUUCGCGAGUUGACUGUUGCGUUGGAAAGUACAAAUCAAAGAUGCGAAGUUUAUCGGACAAACCUUCUGGCUAUUUUGAAAGAUAUGGAAGAUCAGAAGUUAAAGCUCUCUGUGAAGGUCCAAAAUGCUAGGCUCAGUCUCAAAGAGUGACCGUGUUGGGGGAGAAUUCUUCUUGUAGCUGUAUGUUUCUUAGCUUUUCAUCAUGGUACUUAUCAGAAACUCACUAAUGAAUGUGCUUUAAGAGAAAGGUGAGGUUGGUGGGUCACGAAAGUUCCGAUUCCGUGCCUUUCCCGUGUGCUUGACAAAGGUCAGAUUGUCGCACCUGAUGUUAUGACAAGUUACAUCCAGUAAAUACUAUGUGCCUUAACCAUA